AUGUUGUUUGGAGGAAAUAAGAAUGGCAAUGGUUUCUGUAACAAUUCCCUCAAUAUUAACAAUCAACAGCAAACAAACAAUGGUACUUCUUCAUUUCCAUCAUCAAGUGGUAGUUCUGGACUACAUCUUUCUCUCAAUUAUAACGAACUAACUAACAUGCAGUAUCCUCAAACCUAUAAUGGAAAUAACAUGUUCAGUUCAUCACCACAUGCAACAAACUCCAUCAAUAUUCACAAGACAUGCUACGAUAAUAACUUCAUCAGAUCAAAUAACCAGCAUCAAGAGAAUAUGAUCUCUCCUCUUGAUUUCUCAAACAUGUUCAAUGUACAAAAUAAUAAUUCAUCAAACAUGAAUAAUUGCAACAUGAGGAACGGAAAUCAAAUUUCAAACAAUUUUCACAUGAAUCAAAACAGUCAACAACAUGUAAAUUUCAACGUGGUUCCUCAAAACUCAAUGACUGGUCAAUACGAACCACUAGUCCAAUCAUUUUCAAAUCCAUUCCAACUAGGUUCCGCAAACCAAAGAGUAUCUGAGCCUUCCUUAGCCCUUGAAGAUACUUGCAUUUCCCAGUUUUGUAGCACAGAGGCCCUUAACAAGAGGAAGCAAACGUUAUCUGAUUUCCAAUUACAGUCAAACAACUCAAUCUCAAAUACCAUAGAGUGUUCUUCAAGCAUAUCUCCACAACCAUUCAUUGAAAAUAGUCAAAAUGCAAUGAAUUUAGUUGAGAACUCUUUCAAUACACAUCUUGGAACGACAAACAAAAUGCAAUCAUCAUUUCCUCACAAUAAUAACUGUUACCUUAAUAACAACAGCAACGACAUGCAUUUUGGGGGAGAACAUUGUUUUGAUCCUUCAGAUGAUGCAUCAUCUAACGAGCAUGUAUCAAGUCCAAAGAGUGGAGGAAAGGAAAGAGUUGUUGCUUCAAGUGUAGGAAAGAAAGUGAAUGGUAGAUAUACAAAGCUUAGAAAACAGUUAAGAACAUUUGGAGGUGAUUUCACAGAUAACUACUUUGUUUUGGAUAUUUCUACAGCAGGAGAGAAGAGACCAAUUAAGGGAGGAAAGAAGAGAAAGUCAUCACCAACCGAAAAUGAAUCAGAAGAAGAAAUAUUACAUAACAAUAGAAAUCACAGAAGUUAUACCAUCCAUUCUUCAGAUUAUAACAAUAAUAUCAAAAUCAUACCAGACAUGCAAAACACAUCUGAUGAAUGUGUAAUUGACAUGGACUCAAGAAGACGUUCUUCAAUAGGACCAAUUUCUCAAUCAUCAACCAAUCCAGUCAUUAUGAUAGAUUCAGUCAACAAUAACUCAUUCAAUCCUCCUCCAUCCCUAAUAAUUUCAAACGAUUCCAUGUCGAGACCAUACUCCACUCCAAACAAUACCAUUUCCCCAAGAAGCUCCAACUCUAGAGAUAUAACACCACAAGAAGUUGAACAAACCGACAAUAGAUCUGUACAGAUACUCCUCUCUCUAUUAAUGAAUUCGGUUAAUCAACAACAAGCAACUAAGGAAAUAUCAAUCAAUAAUGAAUCAGUUCCACCACAAUCCAAUCCUCAAUUCAAUUUCAAUGUAAAUACAAGAAGUCAAUCCCUUACCCCUCAAAACUUUGCCAACAAUGAGGAUUUUUCAUUUUUGAACAUGUUGAUGAGACAGAACAACAAUAAACAAUAA
Messenger RNA from Naegleria gruberi, 1668 nucleotides. RefSeq lists its product as uncharacterized. The coding region runs from base 1 to 1668 and encodes 555 amino acids. The record is from RefSeq and is a predicted model, not a curated record. NCBI's taxonomy places the organism in Eukaryota, Heterolobosea, Eutetramitea, Acrasida, Naegleriidae. The transcript has a single exon.